AUGGCCGACACCGAGCUACUUCAAUCCCACUACAGCAAAUCUAUACAUGGCAGCCACAUUUUGCACUUCCACAAUGUGCUCGAUGCAUACGGCCAUCUGUCGUUUCGCCACCCCACCAAUCCAGCUCUCUUUUUCAUGGCACGAAGCAUUGCCCCAGCUCUGAUCGCUACCGAGGCAGAUUUGAUCGAAUAUCGUGUUUCAGACGGCGAACCAACGAACCCCGAUUCAGCGCAAGGCUACAUUGAGCGCUACAUCCACUCCGAGAUCUAUCGCCGCUUCCCGCACAUCAACGCCGUGGUGCACAGCCAUGCCGAGUCGGUGAUUCCCUUCACCAUCUCGGGCGUGCCGCUCAAGCCGUGCUAUCACAUGGCCGGCUUCUUGAAUCCCGAAGGCGUGCCGGUCCACGACUCGGCCAGAGAUGUUGUCGCGCCCACUGUGCCGGAUCUGCUGGUGCGCAAUACGCACAUGGGCGCGGCCUUGGCCAAGCGCUUCGAAGACGGCAACAAAGUCACGUUGAUGCGUGGCCACGGCUACACUGUUGCGGCAAAGUCGAUUGAGCUCGCUGUGUUUUAUGCCAUUUAUACGCAGAAGAACGCUGCCAUUCAAACCGCCGCCGUGGGGCUGAUUGCCGCUGCUGGUGGUUCUAUGCAGAAUUCGCGCUUGUUGAAUGAGGAUGAGGCUCGGGAGCGUACUGCGUCUGUGGCAACGACGGCGAAACGCGCGUGGGAUCUGUGGGUGGUUGAGGUCUCUAAUUCUACGCUGUAUCCGAAGGAGUGA
This is a messenger RNA of Trichoderma gamsii, 777 nucleotides long. Its product is annotated as class II Aldolase and Adducin domain-containing protein. The record is from RefSeq and is a predicted model, not a curated record. Gene Ontology annotation, molecular function: actin filament binding. Bases 1 to 777 code for a protein of 258 amino acids. Gene Ontology annotation, cellular component: cytoskeleton. The transcript has a single exon. Lineage: Eukaryota; Fungi; Ascomycota; Sordariomycetes; Hypocreales; Hypocreaceae.